UCAAGCUCAGCCGUGCCACGUGAGCAGAGCAGGUAGCCCAGUUCAUCCGAACCUUCCCUAGUAGAGCCAGGCCUCGUUUCGCCAAGGCGAUCACCUCCGCCAGGGGGCGAGAGAGUGGCCGCUGGAGUCGGCUGGCUCCCACUCGACCCAGCGCCGCCAGGGAGCAGACAAAGAGGCCCGGCCUCUCUGCCUUCCCAUCCCAGCUUGCACGCUUGUUUCUUCGGCAUCCUCCAUGCCUGCGCUGCUCCCGUUCGCUCGCCGCUCGGUCCUCGCCGGCGGCGGCGACGCAAGGUGCGCUGGGGAGCGAUGAGCCGCCGCCGCUGCUGGGGCGUCUGGCUGGCGGCGGCUGCACGAUGGCCGGGCGGCGCGGGAUGCUGAAGCGCAAGCCCAACUUCACGCUGCAGGAGAUCGACAUCCUCAUGAGCGAGGUGCUCAAGUACGAGCAGCUGCUCUUCGGGGCCGCCUCCACCAACGUGAACGCCUACGAGAAGCAGAAGAUCUGGUGGCGCAUCACCAACAAGAUCAACGCGGCCGGGCGCAACCAGCGCGACAUCGGCGAGGUCAAGAACCGCUGGCGAGGCCUGCGACGCCGCGCCAACGACAAGAUCGCCCGGCACCGCCUGCAGCGCCAAGCGCAGCCCCCCGCCGAGCGCCCCCACCCCACCCUCCUGCAGGGCGGUGGCAGCGGCGAGCCGCCCAGCCGGCCCGAGCUCGGCCCGGAAUGGUGCCUGCACGGCGUGUGCCCUUUGGACACGCCGCCGCUGGGCACCAUGGAGGUGGUGGCGGCGGCGGCGGCGGCGGCUCUUCAGGGUGUGAAGGAAGAGCCAGUGAAGGAAGAGCCAAUAGAUGUGAAGUCAGAGCCAUUCCAUCCUCUUCCAAAUGAGGCCGUCCAUCAGCGUGUGACCCGGGGGGCUGAGAGGCGGCUGCUCAGGAGCUCUUGCCGUGCUCCUGAUGAUCCCUGUGAGGGCUGGAGCAGAAGCCCCCCAAAUUCCUCACAGACUGAACUCUCAAUCGGUGAGAUUGGGGGACGGCAAGAGGCUCUGAGUUUGGAUUAUGCAAGCAUCACAUUUGACCAGGAGUCACCAGAUGGGCACCUGACUGAUUGUAACAUGGGAGAUAUGGUAGCUCCUAUGACUGUGCCACUUCAGGAAGGGCUCUCAGAAAGCAGCCACCUUAGCCUAGCAGAGAGGCGGAUUGUCCAGUCUAAUGAGCAGCUGGUACAGGAAGUGCGUGCCUUCCGGCAGGAGUACACUGAAAGCCGCAGGGAGACUGCCUCAAUCUUGCACAGCAUUGCUGAAGCCCUGAGUGGUGUCUGCAGCAGCCUGUCCGAGAUCCGGGAUCUCUAUCUCCGUCAGCAGGUGGUACCCAAGCAAUGAGUGUUUUACCAGCAGAAGAUGCUGAGCACCUCUUGGUGGAUACACCCUUUCACGGAUAGGUAUCAGCUACUCCAGAAGUGUCUGUAUGGACAAGCAUUCCUUCAGCUACUGAAGAGAGAUAUUUUUGUUUGUUUGGAGGACAGAUUCUGCCUUGAUGUUUCCUUAUUUCCAGCUUUCCAUUCCCAGUUCAAUAAAUCUGCGAAAUGGA
This is a messenger RNA of Hemicordylus capensis (graceful crag lizard), 1584 nucleotides long. RefSeq lists its product as uncharacterized. Gene Ontology annotation, cellular component: nucleus. The coding region runs from base 354 to 1376 and encodes 340 amino acids. The record is from RefSeq and is a predicted model, not a curated record. NCBI's taxonomy places the organism in Eukaryota, Metazoa, Chordata, Lepidosauria, Squamata, Cordylidae. The transcript has 2 exons.